AUGCCUUCCAUCAAGCUCAUCGCCUGCAUCUUUACGGUGUUCGUUGCUUCAGGGGCCAAUGCCGGCCUCUGCAAUGCUCCCACGAGCUCUCCCACCGAAUCCACACCGAUUGCAUCCCCGACCUGCAUGACAACUGCAACUAUAUGUGGAAAGACCGGCUAUCCCAGAAACAACCUAAUCUCAUAUGAUUCCCGACGCGGCGUUUCUCUCCAAGAAUGCGCCACAGCUUGCUCCCAGAGAUCCGACUGCUUGACAAUCGCUUACGAUCCGACCAACGGAUACUGCACGCGAGUUUUCCAACCCAUCGAAGCGCUUUACUUGCAAGAAACCGACACCAUCUCAACCCAGUGGUAUGAAAGGGACUGUUGGGAGUGCGGCAUUGACUACCCGACGACCCUACCCAUUGCUACAACGACCUCGACAACUGCGCCCGCGGCCGUCGAGUCCUAA
This is a messenger RNA of Ilyonectria robusta, 450 nucleotides long. RefSeq lists its product as uncharacterized. The transcript has a single exon. The record is from RefSeq and is a predicted model, not a curated record. Bases 1 to 450 code for a protein of 149 amino acids. NCBI's taxonomy places the organism in Eukaryota, Fungi, Ascomycota, Sordariomycetes, Hypocreales, Nectriaceae.